AUGUCUGACAAAGGUGUAAUUCGAUUGUCUGCCCUCCCGACUCGGAAGAACCGAGUUGCUUAUUGUCGUCCUGCUCCCGCUAAUUUCUUCGUCGGCGUCGUCCUCAACUUCUUUAACAUUUUCAUCUUUUGUGAGCAGAAGAACACCGCCGCCAAGUAUCUGACGGCACUCUCGUGCAGUGACGUAGGAGUAUGUAUGGCAGGGAUCUUCGUCAUUUGCUCCGACUCUUUCCGAGCGCACUCAUUUGUCAUCGACCAAGUCUUUGUGUUUUUACUCCCGAAAAUCAUCCCACUGGGCCUCUUUUUUCAGAUGCUCAGUGUCUACAUCACCGUACUCGCUGCUUUUGAUUGUUUCUACUCGGUUUAUUGGUAUGGACAUAUUCGGAAUUUUUAUGUUUCAAAAAUUGUAUUUUGUAGUGGCACAAAAUGUGAACCAAAACGGAGUACAUGGGCUCCACGAGUUCUAGCUCUGGUAGUCAUUUCUGUGGCUGGAUACAACAUUGUGCAGUUUGGAGACCUUCAGCUUUGUCCAACGGAGAUGAGAGUCAGUGAAACUUAUGUGAUUUUGUAUAAAGGUUACUUGUAUGCACUUUCCAUGGCAUUCCUUCCGUUCGUUCUUUUGACCUUCUUGACUGUAUCGAUUAUUGUGAUGCUUCGCAAGAAAAACGAUUCCAUGGAUAAGGUUGAAAAACAAGGUUGCGAAGAUGACGGAGGCAAUAAUCCAGUUGUCCUCCUCUUAGUCGUUCUUUUGUUUCUCUGCUGCAAUUUGACAUCACUUCUGGUCAAUGUCUUUGAAAUGCUCAAAAUAAAACUGUCAUUCGAAGUAGAAGCUGUACUUAUUGAUAUUGGAAACUUCCUGGUGGUGAUUAAUGCAACUGCAAACUUUUUCGUGUAUAUGGGCUCUUCUGAAGAGUUCCGAGUAGCAUUUUAUGAGAGAAUUCGCAAGUUAUGGAGGCCGAAAUCUACACGUCUUCCACUUCUUCAUGACCACAGAAUCCGACUGUUUAAUAGGAAUCCGGUGGCGAGUAGUAUUUGA
This is a messenger RNA of Caenorhabditis briggsae, 1035 nucleotides long. RefSeq names its product Protein CBR-FRPR-2 (gene Cbr-frpr-2). Gene Ontology annotation, biological process: G protein-coupled receptor signaling pathway. Gene Ontology annotation, cellular component: membrane. The coding region runs from base 1 to 1035 and encodes 344 amino acids. The transcript is spliced from 8 exons. Lineage: Eukaryota; Metazoa; Nematoda; Chromadorea; Rhabditida; Rhabditidae. The record is from RefSeq and is a predicted model, not a curated record. Gene Ontology annotation, molecular function: G protein-coupled peptide receptor activity.